AUGGGCCCUUCAAACGAAGUUAUCCCUACAGAUGCUCGCCCCAUACCUCUACCAGAAUUACCUGAGUUUGCAACCGAAACAGGAACAGAAAACAGUUCACCUGAUCUCGAAUCUUUCUCCAAUGGUCUCUCUCACUCGCUGUGGCUGCCCCAAACUCACGCCUCCGAUUCAACUACGAGACGAGUUUAUCGUGGGUUUGCCGACGAAAAGGAAGCCACCUUCUUUUCCUGUUGUCGCCAGUAUCCAAAGGCCGUGGGCUGGUCGUUAUUGCUCUUCCUGACUGUUGUAAUGGAAGCCUAUGACAAGUCCCUGGUAACCGGUCUCUUUGCUUUUCCUGCAUUUAGAGCAAAAUACGGCAAGCCCACAGGAGGCUCAGAUGACCGAACCUACGAAAUCUCACCUUCGUGGCAGAUGGGCUUACAAAACGCUGCCAUUGUCUGCGAGAUUAUAGGUCUCUUGGCGCACGGCUACAUCACCGAUCUUAUCGGAUAUAGAAAGAUGAUGCUUGUCAGUUUGUUCUGGAUGUGCAUCGCUGUAUUCCCCGCAUUCUUUGCCGAUAGCAUCGGCGUCUUGUUGACAUCACAAGCUCUAUCCGGGCUGUCAUGGGGUGUCAUCGAAAUUUUAGCUGCCACAUAUGCAGCUGAAGUCGUUCCAAAUGCUCUGCGUCCUUUUGUUCUAAGCAGCAUCAACAUGUGCUGGCUUGUAGGACAGGUGAUCGGCACAGGGAUUCUUCGUUCGCUUGUUUAUGAGACUUCACAAUGGUCCUAUCGCCUUCCCUUUGCACUUCAAUGGGCAUGGGCGAUACCGUUGUUAUUCGGCGUGUGGUUCGCACCCGACAGCCCAUGGUGGCUUAUUCGCCAUGAACGAACCGAAGACGCAAAGAGGGCUCUCGCACGGCUUUGUAACAAGAACCAUACCGACAUCGAAGACACCAUCUCAUUGAUGAAACACACCAACAAGAUGGAGAAGGACUAUAACUAUGGAGGAGCCAGUUAUAAGGAUCUCUUCAAAGGAGUCAACCGACGAAGGACUGAGAUUGCAUGUCUCGCAUGGUGCUCUCAGGCUCUCAGUGGUUGGUCGCUUACAUCGUACGCGCCAUAUUUCUUCGAACAAGCUGGCUUCAGCGCAUCCAUCUCUUUCAACCUCUCAACAACCUGCUAUGGAGUCGGUAUCGCAGGCGGUAUCAUCUCCUGGAUUCUGCUGCCCUUUGUAGGGCGUCGAAAACUUUACCUUUACGGACUCAUCACCCCAAUUUGUCUUUUGACCGCUGGCGGCAUCGUUUGGGCGGUACUGAGCGACCGAACCGGCGCCAAUUGGACCUUGGGCGGAUUAAUUAUCGCCACGACAUUUGUUUACGACAUGACUAUUGGCCCCGUCUGCUAUAUUGUGGUCGCCGAGAUUCCUUCCACUCGAUUACGAGUCAAGACUGUUGCUCUAGCAAGAGUGACAUACAACCUUUGCCUAAUAUUUAACAACAUCAUUAUGCCCAAGAUGCUGAACCCAUCCGCCUGGGACAUCGGCGGCGCCUCAUGUUUCUUAUAUGCCGGAACGAGUUUUUUCUGCUUAAUAUGGUGUUACUUUAGACUUCCCGAGACGAGGAAUCUAACAUUUUUGGAGCUCGAUAUCUUAUUCGAGAGAAAGGCACCCACGCCAAAGUUCAAAGAGCUGCAGGAUAGGCUUGAGGAUAGUGCGUACCUCUCCAUGACGAGGACGGAGCGAUUGACGAAUUGGCAUGGCUGGCUAGCUUAUUCAUAA
This is a messenger RNA of Fusarium poae, 1755 nucleotides long. RefSeq lists its product as uncharacterized. Gene Ontology annotation, biological process: carbohydrate transport; transmembrane transport. Gene Ontology annotation, cellular component: membrane. The record is from RefSeq and is a predicted model, not a curated record. The transcript has 4 exons. The coding region runs from base 1 to 1755 and encodes 584 amino acids. Gene Ontology annotation, molecular function: carbohydrate:proton symporter activity. Lineage: Eukaryota; Fungi; Ascomycota; Sordariomycetes; Hypocreales; Nectriaceae.